AUGUUAAAAUAUUUAAUUAAAUUUAUUUUUAUUUUUAAUAUUUUAAUUUAUUUAAUUAUUCCAAUAAAUAAUUUAAAUUUAAAAGAAGAACGACAAUAUUUAAUUGAAUGUAAAGAUCCUUUAUUUAAUUUAAAUAAAUGGGAAUGUAAAAUUAAUAAAGUUGUGGAAGAAGAAGGAGGAAAUUAUUCAAAAAAUAUUAUUAAUAAUUUAAAAAAUAUUUCUAAAGAAGAAGAAGAAAAGAAUAAUUUAAUUAAUUCUGUCAAUCCUUUAGAAUUAUAUUAUUCUUUUAAAGUGAAUCGUUCAAACGGCCAAUUAUUUAUUUCAGCAAUUUUAAGAUGGGAAUUUACAUCCACAAAAUUUUUUAAUUUUUAUAAAAUAUUUCUUUAUAUUGAAGAAAUAAAUAAAACUAAAAGUAUUGACAUAGCAAUUUCUUCAUUUAAUAAUUCUUCAAUUGGAAAUUUACAAAGGUUAAAAAUUGUUUUACAAUUGGAUGAUUUAUUUAAAUUUGGAUAUUCUUACAAUAUUAAAAUCAUUUCUUUACCUUCAUUACAACAUCAACAACAAAAUGAAGAAUUAAAUAAAAAUUCUUCAUUUUUUAAUUUAACUAAUAUUGAAGAAGGGAUAUAUGCAUUUACUGACAAACAAAUUAAUUUUGAUUCUUUACCAGAAGAAUUAAAUUCGAAUAUUUGUCAUCAAAAAUUAAAUGAUAAUAAUGUUGAUGAUUUAAAAGAAUGGAAAAAGCGGCAAUCAUUUGCUAGUAGAUGGACAGGAGCACUUCGUUCUGUUGUGUUUUACCCUCUACAUUCGGCUAUAAAUAUUUCUUUUUUUGGAGCGCCUCCUUCAUUUUGCAUUAAUUUAUACAAAAUACAAUUGUGGCUAUUAAAUUCUCUUUUGCAAGAAAAAAUUGUUGAAAAUUUGAUAAAUGAAGGGCCGGGAGUAUUUAUUGGUUUUGUUGAAUUUAGAGAUCUUUUGAGUAGCGAUACAAGAUUAAAAUAUAAAAUUAGAAUAAUUCCAAUUGAAAGAAGAGAAGAAGAUGGAAAUUGUAUUUGUGAAUUAAAUAAUAAAUGUGGGUGUGUUCAGGCAAGUUUUUAAUUAUUUUGCUUUCAUUUGAUCAGAGCUACUCGAAAUUUCGAUUUUUGACUUUCGAUUUUUUCUCACGAUUUUCGAUUUUCGAAUCUUUUCAUAAAAUUUCGAUAAUUCUAGUUUUUCCGAUUUUCGAAGAUUUUCUUAUUUCGACGCAGCUCUGCAUUUGAUAUAGGUAUUCUAAACCGUUUAUAACAAUAACCGCCGUCAUUCCCUUAAACUUUAUUUCCGUUUUUUAAAACAAGUUUCAGCACAAACUUGUUCGAGAAUUUUCUCUUUUACCUUAACUAACCCACAAUCCGAA
Molecule: messenger RNA, 1387 nt
Organism: Meloidogyne enterolobii
Lineage: Eukaryota; Metazoa; Nematoda; Chromadorea; Rhabditida; Meloidogynidae
Source: the annotation of a GenBank genome assembly